Messenger RNA from Corapipo altera (White-ruffed manakin), 789 nucleotides. Its product is annotated as aldo-keto reductase family 1 member B10-like. Lineage: Eukaryota; Metazoa; Chordata; Aves; Passeriformes; Pipridae. The annotation marks the transcript as partial. The record is from RefSeq and is a predicted model, not a curated record. Gene Ontology annotation, molecular function: oxidoreductase activity. The transcript is spliced from 5 exons.
UUAGGAUUUAGAAAAACCUCUGGAGUGUGGAAAAACUACAGUAGUUCCACAACUCUGUCUCUGCUUCUGUGUUGGCAGAUUGAGUGUCAUCCAUACCUUUCCCAGGAGAAGCUGAUCAACUAUUGCCAGUCCAAAGGGAUCACUGUGACAGCAUACUGUCCCCUUGGCCGUCCUGAUGGUUCUAAGCCAGAGGCACCUUCCCUUCUGGAUGAUCCCAAGAUCAAAGAGAUUGCAGCCAAGCACAACAAAACCCCAGCACAGGUUCUCCUUCGCUUCCAGAUCCAGAGAAAUGUGAUUGUGAUUCCCAAGUCUGUCACACCACAGCGCAUUGUGGAGAACUUCCAGGUGUUUGACUUUGAAUUGACUAAAGAGGAGAUGGCAACUAUUCUGAGCUUUAACAGAAACUGGAGGAUCUGUGAAAUGGACAUGUCCAAAAAUCUCAAGGAAUACCCUUUCCAUGCCGAAUACUGAAGAUGGCCUUCACUAGACCUCUGGUGUCUCACGUGCCUCUGCUCUAACUUUGAGCUAUUUAUCUGGUUUUCUUAUUGUAUCUGCCCCAGUACUGCCAGUGAAGACACAGAAUGUUUAUCCCAUGAAAUUUGGGGUUUUUGGAAGAAGAAAAGGGUAUUUUCUACAGCAAAAAAUGUGGGAUGUAAUAAUCUUCUGCCUAUUAGAAGACAAUAUUUCUACUGAAGAGCCAAAGCAGAGGUGGAAGAGCUUGUACCACCAUUCAGUGAUUGCCUUCAGUCUUGCAUCAGCAGAAACCAGAUGUUGACAAACCACAAAAAA